Molecule: messenger RNA, 1194 nt
Organism: Dermatophagoides farinae (American house dust mite)
Lineage: Eukaryota; Metazoa; Arthropoda; Arachnida; Sarcoptiformes; Pyroglyphidae
Product: regulator of microtubule dynamics protein 1
Cellular component (GO): cytoplasm; spindle microtubule; mitotic spindle pole
Molecular function (GO): microtubule binding
Source: RefSeq, a predicted model, not a curated record
UGUUGUUAAAUCACAACUGUUAAUAAAGAUUCUUUAUUAUCAUUUUUUACAUUAACGAUGAAAAAUUUCAUAGGUUAUCAAAUAUGACACGAAAAACUUUAAUGACUGGUAUUCUAUGCUUUGUUUGUGGCAUACUACUGGGAUAUGCAACAAGUAUUUUGAUAAAUGAUAAUGAUCUAAAAGAAAAACAACGAAAGCGACGAAAACGAAAUGAUGAUGAUGAUGAUGAUGUUAGAACCUUUAGAAUUGAAUUUGAAAAAGAAAUUCAUCGUCUUUACGAUAAGUUGGAUGCUAUUCAACAACAAUUGAAAGCAAACAACAAGAAAAUCAAACAUAAUUCUAGAGAAGAUUCAUCCGAUGAAACAGAUUAUCAACCUGAACAAUUCUAUGAUACAAUUGAAAUUUUUAAAGAUGAAAUUAACGAACAAGAUGAUGAUUAUAGCCGAAUCGAUGAAAUGUUUGAAAAUGAUUCGGUUGAUGUGCAAUAUAUCUCCGAUUAUCUCAAACAAAAAUUGUUAAAAAAUCCAAAUGAUGUGGAAACGUUGUGGAGACUUUCGAAAGCAACACAUUUGUUGAGCAAAACCACUGUCCAUAUGAAUAAUGAAGAAUCCCGUAAAAAAUUACUUUAUGAAUCAUUUGAAAUGGCUGAUAAAGCUUUGAAACUUAAUGAUCAAAAUGCCAAUUGUCAUAAAUGGUAUGCCAUUUCGAUCGGUUGCCUUAAAGAUUUUGUUUCUAUCAGGGAAAAGAUACAAAAUGGCAUCAAAUUCAAAGAACAUUUGGAUAUUGCAUUGUCGUUGAAAGAUGAUGAUCCAACAUUAUAUCAUCUGGCCGGUCGUUUUUGCCUUGAAUUAUUGCUUAUUUCAUGGGCUGAACGAAAAUUGGCCGGUAUGAUUGUUGGUUAUAGUUUACCAUCAAUAACAAAUCAAGACGCCUUACAGUAUUUUCUUAAAGCAUAUCAACUCAAACCUCGAUGGAAAGAAAAUGUUUUCUAUAUUGUACAAACAUUAAUCCAGACGAAUGAGCAAGAAAAAGCACAUGAAUAUCUACGAGAAGCAUUAGCCAUUCCAUUUAAUAAAAAUUCCGGUGACGAACAAAUUAUGCAUGAUAAAUUACUUAAACUUGAAUCAUCAAAAUUUUCGUGACAAGAUUUUAUUUCGUAUUUUUUUAUAAUAAUUUGAUUCAAAUAAAAAUAAU